UCUCUCUCGUCCUGUCGUCGGCUCUUCAGUUUUGACUUGGCAGCGGCUAGCUGUCAAUUAUACAAGCUAGCGCCGGCACACCUUAGUGGCAAAUCUUUAUCAGUGUCGGACUCGUCCUGGCAUUCCCUGGGCUCAUCAGUCACACGGUAAAAACAACCAUGGAUCCCGCAAUCUUCCCCGAGGAGAUCUGGAUUCAGAUCCUGCUCGAGUGCGAGGUGCCUGAUAUCAUAGCCCUUGGCAGUACCUGCAAGUACCUCAGGAAGACUGUCGACAUGGAUUACUUAUGGAAAAUGAAGUGGUUGCAACUUAUAUCCAAAGUACAAUUUAAUUUCCCAGACAUGUCGUGUCUGCAAAAUCUCACCGUAAGCUUCAAAGCCAUGUGCUAUAGACUGCACAUGAUAUUGACUCUCAAUGAUACCAAUAAGAAUACUUUUCCAAAAUGUUACAAAUGCAGUAGUUACACGUGUGAAAGAAAUUGCGUUGAAGGUUCCAGUGUUAAGGUAGUUAUAGAAAUAGGAAACAAGUACACAUGGGUUAUCAUUCCCGUGUUUGGCUUGAAAAGGCAUUUUUCCAUGCUUGGCUUUCCCAAGUACAACGGUGACCGUCACAUCGAACAGACACCUCCGCCUCCUCCGACAACUCAAAAUCCCCUGCAAAAAUUUUCCGGCUGUAGCAACAGUAGAAGAAAAUCAGAGAGCAAGUUUGUCACGAAAAAGACUAUUGUCAAGCUAUUGAAACUUGCAGAGCCAGAAGCUACCAAGGUUCCACCUAGAAGUGGACCAUUUUGUGUAUUUUGCAAUUCGGUUCAAUUGUACAGAGAAAAAAGGAGGUGCGAACAGCAUCCCAAUGAUGCUUCAUGUUAUACUCGUUACAAUCCAAUUUAUCAGAAAUUAGUCAAUGGCUACUGUACGGAUACAGAAGAUGUGUUAGGGAUACCAAAUAUAGAUUUGUAUAAUCCAGCGGAAGCUUUGCUCAGUGAAGGAACCUUCACUGUUGUCAAAGAUUUCGUUGAUCACAUAUUUAAGCAAAUGGGUUUGACAGAAACUUUGAAGAAGCCCAAUGCUGUACUCGUAUUUUGCGAACCUCUAGCUAUUCACCCAUUACUUAGGAAACAGCUCUUACAUUAUCUGUUUCAAGAAGUAAAAAUAGCAAGAGUAUGUUUAGUUCCAAAACCGCUAGCAGCAUGUGCUAUGCUAGGUGUAGAAAAUUGCAUUGUAGUAGAUAGCGGAUCUUUAAGUACGACUGUGGCAGUCGUAGUUGAUGGUCAAGUGAUGUCGAAACGUUGGAGAUUAAUACCAGUUGGAGGCUGGCAUGUGGCAUAUUACUUGAAACAGGCGAUAUCUUGGCAGCCAAAAGAAUGUCACGAUAUUCCAAUUACUUAUUUGGAUUAUCUGGCAGUGAAAGAACGUUGCAGGCUAAGCCUCGAUAUUAGAAAGGAAGAAUUCAACAAUAGUAGAUUACACAAAGGUGGACAGAACAAAGCAGAAAAAGUAGAUAUAGAUAUCAGAGUUGAUACUUACGUGAAUUGUAAAAGAGAUUGGAGAGUAUCGUUAGGAUCGGAACGAUAUACAGCUCCGGAGUUGAUGUAUGUCAGUUUGGAUUUACCUAACGUUAUAAAAGAAGUAACAAAAGGUCUUCCGGAGGCUAUAAAAGAAGACUGCUUCUCAAACAUUCUUCUCACUGGUGGUAACACAGACUUGAAGGGAUUUGAAUUGAGAUUGAGUCAAGAUUUGAAGAAGAGUCUUUCAAAUUAUGCACAUAUUUUGGAUGUCAAAAGUUGUCCAGGCACUCAUAGUUGGAAUGUUGCAAUGGGAUCUACUUAUGUGCCUUUAGCUGUGCAUCCUGGUAAAACUACACCAGAAUAUACGAAAGGGACUCCGUUUUGGCUGUCAAGAGAAGAAUAUAUUUUAUUUGGAUGUGAAUCUUUAGUGAGCGAAGAGCAAUGAAGAGCGCUGGUCGCAUCCAUUGUUGAUAAAAUAAAAAAAUAUAAGUUUAUUGCUGCCCCUUAAGCAGUUGAAAAAAAUCCAGUGAGGAUUAAGAAAUAUCCUGGUAAACUAUAUCAAAAAAUCAACGUUACCAUCCUGCAAUAUAUUUUAUCCCGUGUUGUCUAUGAAUUCAUGGGAGUAAGAUAAGAUUUAAAAAUGUUUGAUUGAGAACCAUCUAAUAGGUAAGUGUGAUGUACCUUAUUUCCAAAAUUAGAAGAAAAUAUUCACUGUUACAUGUUACGUAUAAUCGGCCUAAAAAUGUUAAUUACAAUUUUAAAAUGUCAACAUGUUGUAAUUUCGAUGUAUGUGGAUCGGAUAUUGGUGUGGAGAUAUCAAUAUUAAAAUCCUUAUGUACAAGUGUAUUAUCAAUGUGUUACUUAAUGACGAUGUUUUGAAUGUACUUUGGAUGUAUCAUUAACAUAACUCAUUUGACGAUUUUAUUUUGAAAGACAUCAAAUUUGCAUUUUUUAAACAUUCCUAUUAGAUUUGACUUCAUAUUUUAGGCCGAUGAUAAGUAUCUAUAUACAAAGUAUUACGAAUUUUCAUCUCGAAAUUCAACAUUAUCUAAUAUCCAAUCAAACACAUAACUUUGUUUUUUAUUAAUAUUUUUUAUCACUUCACCUUCGGUCGACGAAAUUAAGCAGUGAUUUUUCAAUUAUCAAAGGGAUAUUACCUUUAAGCCGAUACAACAUUUUUAGUUUUAUCUAAAAAUUUUUUUUUUUUUUUUUUUUUUUUUUAUAC
Molecule: messenger RNA, 2726 nt
Organism: Copidosoma floridanum
Lineage: Eukaryota; Metazoa; Arthropoda; Insecta; Hymenoptera; Encyrtidae
Molecular function (GO): protein binding
Source: RefSeq, a predicted model, not a curated record